Molecule: messenger RNA, 1011 nt
Organism: Orycteropus afer afer
Lineage: Eukaryota; Metazoa; Chordata; Mammalia; Tubulidentata; Orycteropodidae
Gene: KCNK1
Product: potassium two pore domain channel subfamily K member 1
Exons: 3
Coding region: 1-1011 (336 amino acids)
Biological process (GO): stabilization of membrane potential; potassium ion transmembrane transport
Cellular component (GO): membrane
Molecular function (GO): potassium ion leak channel activity
Source: RefSeq, a predicted model, not a curated record
AUGCUGCAGUCGCUGGCCAGCAACUCGUGCGUGCCCCUGGUGGAGCGGCAUCGCUCGGCCUGGUUCUUUGGCUUCCUGGUGGUCGGCUACGUGUUGUACUUGGUGUUCGGCGCGGUGGUCUUCUCCUCGGUGGAGCUGCCCAACGAGGACCUGCUGCGCCAGGACCUGAGCAAGGCGAAACGGCGCUUCCUGGAUGAGCACGAGUGCCUGACAGAGGAACGGCUAGAGCAGUUCUUGACGCGGGUGUUGGAGGCCAGCAGCUACGGCGUGUCGGUGCUUAGCAAUACCUCGAGCAACUGGAAUUGGGACUUCACGUCAGCGCUCUUCUUCGCCAGCACCGUGCUCUCCACCACCGGUUAUGGCCAUGCCGUGCCUUUGUCAGAUGGGGGUAAGGCCUUCUGCCUCCUGUACUCUAUCAUCGGCAUCCCUUUCACCCUCCUGUUCCUGACGGCGGUGGUCCAGCGCAUCACUCUCUACGUCACCCACAAGCCUGUCUUCUACUUCCAUACCCGCUGGGGCUUCUCCAAGCACACUGUGUCCCUUGUGCACGCAUUUACCCUCGGGUUUAUCACCAUGUCCUUUUUUUUCUUCAUCCCGGCAGCUGUAUUCUCCUUCCUGGAGAGUGACUGGAACUUCCUUGAAUCUUUUUAUUUUUGUUUUAUUUCCCUGAGCACCAUUGGCCUAGGGGAUUAUGUUCCUGGAGAAGGUGACAAUCAAAGAUUCAGAUCAAUCUAUAAGCUUGGAAUCACAUGUUACUUGAUCCUUGGCCUAAUUGCUAUGCUGGUGGUUCUGGAAACCUUCUGUGAACUCCGUGAGCUGAAAAAAUUCAGAAAGCUGUUCUACAUGAAGAAGUUCAAGGGCGAAGACCAAUUGCACAUUUUGGAGCAUGACCAGCUCUCCUUCUCCUCCAUCUCAGACCAAGCAGCUGGCCUGAAAGAGGAUCAGAAGCAGAACGAGCCCUUUGUAGCCUCACGGCCACCCGCCCACUCAGAUGGCUCUGGAAAUAACUAA